This is a messenger RNA of Mercurialis annua (annual mercury), 1817 nucleotides long. Its product is annotated as malate dehydrogenase, chloroplastic. The record is from RefSeq and is a predicted model, not a curated record. Gene Ontology annotation, biological process: tricarboxylic acid cycle. Gene Ontology annotation, cellular component: mitochondrion; cytoplasm. The transcript is spliced from 2 exons. The coding region runs from base 335 to 1573 and encodes 412 amino acids. Gene Ontology annotation, molecular function: L-malate dehydrogenase (NAD+) activity. Lineage: Eukaryota; Viridiplantae; Streptophyta; Magnoliopsida; Malpighiales; Euphorbiaceae.
CUGUAUGACUUUUCUGGUUGCUUUGUCUACAUGGAGUGUGUGUUCUUUUUCCAUUUCAUGCACAAAAAUUUAACUUCUAUUAGUUGCUCUUGCUUGCUAGUUGACUAUGCUACUACAUCUCAAUUGCACUCUCUAUUAGUUUUUGGCUGAUUUUGUAUUGGUUCAGUGUAUUUUCAGGCUCUAAUUAGAAUAUUUAUUGGUAAUUCUCUACCAUUACUAAGGGUGUAAACGAGUUGGGCUACCACGAGUAACUCGAGAUCGGCUUGAAAAAUUCAAGUCGAGCUCGAGUUGAUCGAGCUUCAUCUCGACCCAAGUUCGAAUAUCAUUUUAGAAAAUGGCAGCAACAUCAGCAGCAACCUUUUCGAUCGGAUCAGCUGUUUCCUUUACUCCUAAAGCAAGCCAAAUUUCACAGACAAAGCCUUAUGCUGUGAGGUUCAACUCACAGAACUCAAUUGCCAGUUAUAGUGGUCUGAAGGCAUCAACCUCUGUCUUCUAUGAAUCAGAGUCAUCUUUCUUCGGGAAAGAAAGUGCUUUGGCGCUUGGACAAUCUUUUGCCACAAAAGCCCAUAAAUCAAGAGAUGCGUCACGGAAUCAUCUAAAUGUCCAGGCAUCUUACAAAGUGGCAAUCCUUGGAGCUGCCGGAGGAAUAGGCCAGCCCCUUGCACUUUUAGUCAAGAUGUCACCGUUGGUUUCAACACUUCACCUGUAUGAUAUAGCAAAUGUCAAGGGAGUCGCAGCUGACCUUAGCCAUUGCAAUACACCCUCGCAAGUUCGGGAUUUUACGGGGGCUUCUGAGUUGGCCGAUUGUUUGAAAGGUGUGGACGUUGUAGUGAUACCAGCAGGAGUUCCAAGAAAGCCUGGAAUGACUCGUGAUGACCUCUUCAACAUCAAUGCCAACAUUGUGAAAAACUUGGUCGAGGCUGUUGCUGAUAACUGCCCUAAUGCUUUUAUCCACGUCAUAAGCAAUCCCGUCAAUUCUACAGUGCCAAUAGCUGCUGAAGUUUUGAAGCAGAAAGGUGUCUACGAUCCAAAGAAGCUCUUUGGUGUUUCCACACUUGAUGUUGUUAGGGCAAACACAUUUGUUGCGCAGAAGAAGAAUCUCAAGCUCAUUGAUGUUGAUGUUCCAGUUGUGGGAGGGCACGCAGGGAUUACCAUACUUCCCCUUCUGUCUAAGACGAAACCUUCUGUCUCUUUCACUGAUGAGGAAGUGAAGGAGCUAACCGUAAGGAUCCAGAAUGCUGGUACAGAAGUCGUGGAAGCAAAAGCAGGUGCUGGGUCUGCUACACUGUCGAUGGCAUAUGCAGCAGCCAGAUUUGUGGAGUCUUCUCUUCGUGCACUUGAUGGGGAUGCGGAUGUGUAUGAGUGCACAUUCGUGCAGUCAGAUUCCACCGAGCUUCCUUUCUUUGCAUCGAGGGUAAAACUCGGAAAGAAGGGAGUUGAAGCUGUCAUUUCAUCUGAUCUCCAAGGGUUGACUGAGUAUGAGCAGAAAGCACUAGAAGAUCUGAAGCCAGAACUGAAGGCCAGCAUCGAAAAGGGUAUUGCUUUUGUUCAAAAGCAACCAGUGGCUGCAUAGAAUGAGUUGUAUGAUUCCCUAACUAGAGUAAAAUGCAGGUCUUAACAAGCAUAAGCAAAAUUUAUAGUUGGUUAUCAUUCAGCGUCGCAUCAACAAUUCAGUUUUGUAGGUUUUUUUCCUUUUGAAAUUUUCAUGAAGUACUAUUUACAAGGAGCCAUUUGGAGGCUGGAGCAAUUAUGUUAGUGCUGUAGAUUUGAAAUUAUGCAAUCAAUAUCAUGAAGAGCUGUGUUUUUUUCUUGAAUAA